ACCAAGGACGGGACUGUCAAGCCAAUGGCUGCCAAGUACCGAAGCUUCAGAAAUCCCGUGCCUAACAUCGACAGCAACCAUGACAUCCAGCGGCGUGAUGGUCGUUCUGGCCCUUGUGGUGGUCUUUACUCACGGUGUCCGGGUGUGUUUCGUGCGCUGUCCCAACGGAAGUGCGUGCCCGGACGGCAGCACCUGCUGUCCGCAGAGCAGCGGACUUUACGGCUGUUGCCCGUACCCGUUGGCCGUGUGCUGCAGUGACCACCGGCACUGCUGCCCGGAGGGCCACAGCUGCAACCAGUCCAACGGCACCUGCAUCCAGAUCAUCACGUCCAUCAAGGAGAUCAAGACGCUGCUGACCUCCACUGUCCUCUUGCCGCAGCCCAGUGUCAACUCUGAAGCGAAUGCUUCGAGCAUCGUCAUCUUCCCCCGGGACCAGACGGUGGUGACUGGGCAGGUGGCGGUGUUUGUGUGCACGGCGGCGGGCAACCCGCGCCCGCAGAUCGAGUGGCGUAAGAAUGGCGAGCGGAUAUCCACCGUCCGCCACAUGGUGGUCGAGAUGCCCGGGGGCUCGGUGCUGCGCAUUGACCCCACCCGCACGGGGAGGGACAACGCCACCUACGAAUGCCUCGCCGAUAAUGGUGUUGGCGAACCUGCCCGGGCCCUGUUCGUGCUCACUGUGAUCGAAGAGAACGAGAUCCCGCCGGGGUUCCCGCAGUUCCAGCUGCUGCCCCACAUGCAAGCGGUGGAGCGUAACCGGAGCGCCCUGCUGCCCUGCCAGGCGGAGGGGGAUCCCGAGCCCUGGAUCUCCUGGCUCCACAACGAGGUGCCCGUCAACAUGUCCAACCCCAGAUACUCGCUGGUGUCCGGCGGUUCCCUGCAGAUCUCCGAUGCACAGGAGGAAGACCAAGGGAACUACGAGUGCAUCGCCGAAAACAGCGUGGGCACUGCCAUCUCGCCCAUAGCGAGACUCUAUGUCCGCGUGCGCCGUGUUUCGCCAUACUUCACUGUGCCCCCCGAGUUUUCGUACGAGGUCACCCCCGGGGCAAACCUUAACCUGACCUGCGUGGCGGUGGGUUCCCCGAUGCCGUACGUCAAGUGGCGCCGGGGUCAUGUGGACCUUAUACCGGAAAGCGACGUGCCCGUGGGACGCAACAACCUCGUGCUGGAGAACAUCAAGGAGUCGGCAAACUACACCUGCGUGGCGUUCUCCUCUCUCGGGAGCAUCGAGCACGUCUCUCAAGUGCUCGUGCAAGGUCAUGCCCAGCUGUAAAAGACGGUGUGCUAGCCAGGCAUCGAUCAGUCCCAUGCCGCCCACUACCUGUCUCAGAGCAACUGCACCAGGACCUUGGUACCCCCCCUGCCUGCUGUGGACGUCGGUCAAGUGGAUCAAGCCCACAGUUAAAGUUCCCGCCAAUAAAAAUAUUAGAGGCCUCAAUAAAAUGAUGUUCUAGAUCCUCAGAAAA
This is a messenger RNA of Ixodes scapularis (black-legged tick), 1463 nucleotides long. RefSeq names its product tyrosine-protein phosphatase Lar. The transcript is spliced from 8 exons. Gene Ontology annotation, biological process: cell-cell adhesion; nervous system development; axon guidance. Lineage: Eukaryota; Metazoa; Arthropoda; Arachnida; Ixodida; Ixodidae. Gene Ontology annotation, cellular component: axon; plasma membrane. The record is from RefSeq and is a predicted model, not a curated record. Bases 80 to 1270 code for a protein of 396 amino acids.